AUGGAUGGAAAAAAUAACACACCUGAGACCUAUUUCAUUCUGGUUGGGCUUUCAGAAUACCCCAAGGCUCAAGCCAUCUUCUUCUGCCUGUUACUGGUGUCCUAUCUUGUCAUCUUGCUGGGGAAUUCUCUUAUUCUCUUCUUGAUUCAUUAUGAUGCCCGCCUCCACACGCCCAUGUACUUCUUCCUUAGCAACCUCUCCUUCUUGGACAUCUGCUACACUUCAGUGACUGUUCCUCAGAUGAUCAUUAACUGUUUAGUCACGAUUCCCAUCAUCUCCCUGGGCCAGUGCUUGGCCCAGAUGUGUGCUGGCCUUUACUUGGGGGUGGUGGAAUGCCUCCUGCUGGCCGUCAUGGCUUAUGACCGUUGCAUAGCCAUUGGUGACCCUUUACACUACUCGGUCAGGAUGGGUCCUCAGCUCUGUGCCCAGCUGGCAGGAGCAUCCUGGGUCUCAGCCUUUCUUCUCACUGUAGUUCCAGUCCUGAGCAUGCCACUAGAGUUCUGUGGCCACCACAUCAUCAACCACUUCUUUUGUGAACUCUUGGCCAUCUUCAAGAGUGCCUGCAAUGAUCUGAGGGUCUAUGAAUUCUUGACAAUGGCGACCAGUUCCCUGACUCUGCUGGUGCCUUUCACCUUCAUCCUUGCCUCCUACGGGCGCAUCCUUGGGGCGGUGCUGAAAAUGCGUUCAGCUGAAGGUCGAAAGAAGGCCUUCUCCACCUGUAGCUCCCACCUCACGGUGGUGGUCCUCUUCUACGGCACGGCCAUCUCCAUGUACAUGAUGCCGCAGGACAAGGCCAGCAGGGACCGGGACAAGAUCAUCUCCAUGCUGUAUGGUGUUGUGACACCCAUGCUCAACCCCCUUAUCUACAGCCUCCGGAACAAGGAUGUGAAGGGGGCCUUGCGGAAACUACUAGGAGAGAAGAAUGUCACAUAG
This is a messenger RNA of Gracilinanus agilis (Agile Gracile Mouse Opossum), 933 nucleotides long. RefSeq names its product olfactory receptor 13H1-like. Gene Ontology annotation, cellular component: membrane. Gene Ontology annotation, molecular function: olfactory receptor activity; G protein-coupled receptor activity. NCBI's taxonomy places the organism in Eukaryota, Metazoa, Chordata, Mammalia, Didelphimorphia, Didelphidae. The coding region runs from base 1 to 933 and encodes 310 amino acids. The transcript has a single exon. Gene Ontology annotation, biological process: G protein-coupled receptor signaling pathway. The record is from RefSeq and is a predicted model, not a curated record.